Messenger RNA from Durusdinium trenchii, 199 nucleotides. Lineage: Eukaryota; Dinophyceae; Suessiales; Symbiodiniaceae. The record is from the annotation of a GenBank genome assembly.
GGAGAUGAUCAAGACGAUCAAGGACACCCAGCGCGGGAGGCCGCACCCUUCCAAAGAAGUUCUGGGCUUAUUCUGAUUUGGUUAGCUGCUUACCCCAUCUUAGUGCCUAGUGCAAAACCUUUUUUCUUGCUGGGCGCCGAGUUUCGGAACGUGGACAGCAUGCGCAUUUACAAGAUCUACAAGCACACCAAGCAUGAGA